Messenger RNA from Penicillium odoratum, 861 nucleotides. RefSeq names its product SDR family NAD(P)-dependent oxidoreductase. The record is from RefSeq and is a predicted model, not a curated record. The transcript has 2 exons. NCBI's taxonomy places the organism in Eukaryota, Fungi, Ascomycota, Eurotiomycetes, Eurotiales, Aspergillaceae. Gene Ontology annotation, molecular function: oxidoreductase activity, acting on the CH-OH group of donors, NAD or NADP as acceptor. Bases 1 to 861 code for a protein of 286 amino acids.
AUGGGUGCCAACAUACCGACCGAGCCUCCUUCCCGCUCUUUAGAAGGCAAAGUAGCCAUCGUGACAGGCGCAGGAUGCCUAGGCGAUGGAAUUGGUAAUGGCCGCGCAAUUUCAAUUCUUCUAGCCAACGAUGGCUGUGACGUGGUCUGCGUCGAUUUGAACUUGGAGUGGGCGAACAAAACUGUCGAGAUGAUUGGAUCCCAGCCCAACCGUGGACGAGCAGUUUCCUUCCAAGCAGACGUCACAUGUGAAAAGGACUGUGAAGCAGCAGUGCGACUAGCAGUCGAAAAAUUUGGCCAUCUUGAUAUUCUGAUCAAUAAUGUCGGGAUCGGCGGCGCGGCGGGAACGGCUGUUGAUGUUGAUAUGGGAGAGUGGGCGAAGAGCAUGGAGAUCAACGUCGGGAGUAUGGUCAAAAUGAGCAAAUAUGCGAUACCGGAGAUGACUCGAAACGAGGGGGAGCUCAAAGGAAGUAUCGUGAAUAUGGGCAGUGUUGCUGGACUGAAGGGUGGCACGCCUCAUCUGCUAUAUCCGACUGCAAAAGGAGCCGUGGUUAAUCUGACACGUGCGAUGGCUGCACAUCACGCUUUGGAGGGUAUCAGAGUUAACUGUGUCUGUCCAGGUAUGCUGUACACACCCAUGAUGUAUGUGAAUGGCAUGAGCCAAGAGGUUCGGGAGGCUCGCAGGAACCGUAGUUUAUUGAGGACAGAGGGAAAUGGAUGGGAUUGUGCUGGAGCUGUAGUGUUUCUUGCAGGUCCUCAUGCUCGAUGGAUGACAGGAGUGAUUCUUCCGGUUGAUGCUGGGGUAACGGCAGCAGUGGGGAUUGAAUUGCCCAAGAAAGCCAGCGUCAACGCUCCGUCUUGA